This is a messenger RNA of Dalotia coriaria, 1238 nucleotides long. Its product is annotated as caspase Dronc-like. Gene Ontology annotation, biological process: proteolysis. Gene Ontology annotation, molecular function: cysteine-type endopeptidase activity. The record is from RefSeq and is a predicted model, not a curated record. The coding region runs from base 60 to 1124 and encodes 354 amino acids. Lineage: Eukaryota; Metazoa; Arthropoda; Insecta; Coleoptera; Staphylinidae. The transcript has 4 exons.
UUGAGCAUAAUUAGCACAAAUCACUUCCACGUCACUUCGGAACAGUUAUUCAAGUAAUAAUGGCGACUUCCUCACAAAGCCAAAUCGACGUAAAACUCGCAUCAAAUUUUGAAAGAUACGAUAAUGACAGAGCAAACGGCGAGUUACCUGUAUACAAUACAACAUCAGCGAAUCGCGGAGUUGUAAAAAUUAUCAACAUUUAUAAAGUGAAUCAUGAUGAUCCAGAAGAGCAUUGGCGAAAAGGCUCGGAAAUUGACGUUCGUAAUUUGGUAUCCCUAUUCGUACAAAUGGGUUUUACUAUUGAUAUAGAUGAAAAAACCAAAACAGGAUUACCAUAUACAAAACAGGAUAUCAUCGAUAAUUUGUCUGCGUUUGCUAAAAACGAGAAAUUAAAAACCGCAGAUAUGGCGAUGCUCUUUAUCAUGGGCCACGGAGGCAGAAAUUCAAACCAGAGCGAAUACUUCUUCGUAGCCAAUAAUGAAGUAUAUUAUUAUGAUGAUGUGUAUGAACAUUUCAACAACUCUAACUGCGAAUAUAUGCAGAACAAACCCAAAAUGAUUUUCUUCCAUAUGGGCAGAGAGACUGGUAAAUCUACUCAUGAAAUGGAGGAUGCCCCUAUUUCAGGUCCAGUAAUGCCAAGCUUCACUGACAUGCUUGUCAUCAAUGUCGCAGUUCCUGGCUUCAGUGCAAUGCGAAAUGAAGACGUGGGUAGUUUAUUCAUUAUCAAAUUGUGUGAGCAAUUUAUGAAAGAAGCCCAUGAAGACGAUGUCGUUACAAUGCUGGCUGCGGUGAAACAUAAGAUUUCCAAGGAAGCAUGUGAUAAAGCAUCGCAUGUUAUUGUGCAAACGGCUGCACAUAUUAAUGGAACAUUUGACAUGUGUUAUCUUAAUCCAGGCAUAUACCGAGAUGAUGAUGGAGUGGUUAAAUAUAUUAAAACUGAAGCAAAUGAACCAAAUAUUUCACAAGUUGGAGAAAAUGAUGAGUCUGAAGCCCCAGGUAAUGUUAAUCAGGAAGCAAAUUCAGCAAAUCAAUCUUCUAUAAAUAUUGGAGCAGGAGGAAGUGGUGGAGGAGGAGGAGGAGGCAAUAACGUAUUUAUUUUUUCUGUUGGGAAAUUGUUUAACUAACGUAUUUAUCGCGUUUAUAUGAUUCUAAGUUGAUUUAGAUACUUACUGCACAUUCAAUAAAAUGAUAUUUAUGUAAUGAUCUAUCAGUUUAAUAAAGACAAUAUUUAGACAAUA